AUGAUGAAUCGGGCAGGUCCCUGCAAAGCAGGCUUUCCAGAACCCUUGAGAGAGCUUCUGUCAUCAAACACCAUUAUAAAGGUCGGUGUCGGGGCCAUUCAAGACUCCAAGGAGCUGGAGAGCAAAUUCGCUUCGUUAAAAAUUUCAAAUGUAUUUGAUCUCCAAUCUCUGCUGGAGGCCUUAAAACUCCCAGCCUCAAUUUCCAAAUUUUCCAGGGUUUUUUCUCUUCCCGUUUAUCGCGAAAAGCCGAUCGAUUCCAAAUUGUCUUGGAAGGCGCACCUGAAGCGGAAUUGGGAUUAUGAGCUAAAUCUUGAAGAAAUUAAUUAUGCUUCGAAGGAUGUUUUUGCCGUGCUCUCUGGAUUACGAUCGCUAGGCAUGUCUGUUAACCCGAAUUUUAUGCAGGAAGCGAUCUUGUCCGAUAAGGAGCUAGGAUCUCCCAUCUUUGACAGAUAUGAAGUUUUGCCAGCUUCUAAUCUGGUUGAUAAUAUUAUCAAGCCUGAGGUCGAAAAACAGGCCAAUCCAAAUCUCAUCAACCCUGCAACGCCACAGUCCAGCCCGGGUUGCUAUGACUUCCCCCCCAAUGCAAGCGAGCCAGGCUAUUCACCAUCAAAAAACCAUGAUGCCUUGCUUUCUUCGAUUGACACCUCGGAGCAGCAGUACUUGAUAGAUUUAACUUUUAGUUUGUUAAUGCACAUAUAUAAUUAUCUGAUGAAAAAAUCACUCCCAUUGACCGCUCAAUCUCUGCUUUCAGAGUCUGGCUUGAAGCUUUCCGACGUGUCUUUGAUUGGAAAUACCGACAAUAGCUUUAUAAAGGAGUGGUGGGAUGUUUUUUGGGAUGUCUAUUUAUCUAAAAUAUCGACACCUUCCACUUCAUCGAGUCCAGGAGGUCAGAUUCCAUGA
Mitosporidium daphniae is the source of this 900-nucleotide messenger RNA. RefSeq lists its product as uncharacterized. Gene Ontology annotation, biological process: nucleobase-containing compound metabolic process. Bases 1 to 900 code for a protein of 299 amino acids. The record is from RefSeq and is a predicted model, not a curated record. Lineage: Eukaryota; Fungi; Microsporidia. The transcript is spliced from 2 exons. Gene Ontology annotation, molecular function: protein binding; 3'-5' exonuclease activity; nucleic acid binding.